UGGCAUAAUACGUGCAAUCCCUAACUUAAUUUUUCCUUCCUUUCGUUUAGAAGCUUGAGUUCAUUUUCGAAGUUCUUAUCGUUUUGGAGCAAAGGCUAUGGAGAGCAGAGCAAAGGCAGCAGAGGUGGGGGAAGAGAGAAGAGAAGAUCGGAGCAGAAGUGAGGAGGCAGUACCUGAACCACUAGAAAUAGCAGAAUGGGAACCUUAGGCCGAGCUUUCUACGCCGUCAGAUUUUGGAUCCAAGCCAUCGAUCGCCUUGGCUCUCGCCUCCAAGGCAACUACCUCUUCCAAGAACAGCUCUCUAGACAUCGACAUCUGAUGAAUCUCUUCGACAAAUAUCCCUCCGUUCACAAGGAUGCGUUUGUGGCCCCCAGUGCCUCCCUCCUCGGCGAUGUUCACGUUGGCCCAGCUUCCUUCAUUUGGUAUGGGUGUGUUCUCAGAGAAUGGGAAACUGUUUCAAGUGAUUUUGGGUUCUCCUUCAAUUGCUGGAAUCGUAAUGUUCAGAGACUCGGCCUCACGGGCACACUAUCAGUAUUUGUAUUUGUCUGAAAUACAUGUGUUAGAAAGAAGUGUGGCUGGUGAGAAAUUGGCUGGAGAAACUAUCAGUAUUCCAGCCUUGAUUAUUUGCAAGUGUUUCCUCUAUUAAAGCUGUGACAGCUGAUACUUCAAACUAUGACGCUAUUCAAUUUUUGUAGCUCGUUCCAACUGCUCUGCUGCAUGAUUCUGCACCAGUGCUGCUACUUCAUCCAUUUUCUUUGUCUUUUGUUUAAUUCCUUAUAAUCAAACAAGUAUUUGCAGCUCUUGUAAUCACUAAAAAUUGGAUAAUCUUUUCUUCAAUUCUUGAUAAUUAUUCUGCAGCAGUGCUGCUAUUUGGCACUGCUGAAAACUGUGAUGGAAAUUAGCUAGCUUGCUUUA
This is a messenger RNA of Vigna radiata var. radiata (mung bean), 915 nucleotides long. RefSeq names its product gamma carbonic anhydrase 1, mitochondrial-like. Lineage: Eukaryota; Viridiplantae; Streptophyta; Magnoliopsida; Fabales; Fabaceae. The transcript has 3 exons. Bases 196 to 549 code for a protein of 117 amino acids. The record is from RefSeq and is a predicted model, not a curated record.